Triticum aestivum (bread wheat) is the source of this 854-nucleotide messenger RNA. RefSeq lists its product as uncharacterized. The transcript is spliced from 2 exons. Lineage: Eukaryota; Viridiplantae; Streptophyta; Magnoliopsida; Poales; Poaceae. The record is from RefSeq and is a predicted model, not a curated record. Bases 71 to 541 code for a protein of 156 amino acids.
AAAAAACAUUUAUCGACUGGAUCACGCCUUGCUCUUCUCCCCCGCUUGACCGUCCUCACCCUCCGCCACAAUGGAAACCAUAGGAAUGGCGACGGAGGAUGCCGCAUCCGGCGGCCUCGAGUUCUUGGCAGAUCCCGUUGACAGGUUUCCGUUGCGGGAUCUCGGCAGCGGCGAGGCUGUGCUUGAUGCCGCAACCACCCAAACACUCGUGUGCGCAGCCGCGCAGUCGAGCGUCGACGGUACAGCUAGAUGGGGGCGCCAGCUGCGAAGGGGUCAGCUUGUCAGCACCAAGCUCGGAGCAGUCGGCCGGCAAAGACGAAAGCCAAGCCUCUGGCUGGGCAAAAUGGUAUUGAUAUUGGGACUUAUUAUGGAAAGCAAUAUUCACAUCAUUUUGCAAAAAAAGGACUGCGCAUGUAUCACGCUGCUGGCGGAAAAAACCGAAUUACGCUUGCAAUUUCAAAAGUUCACAAAACAGGGUGGUAGCAUACUGAUGCUCCAUGUGUGGGUGUUGCAGAGUACGUAUUGGCCGAGCCCCUCUUGAGCGUCCUCCAUGCGCGGACAGAAUAAGCGCACUUGAAAAAACGUUGAGAUGCUACGCAGAGAAGAAGAGAAUUGUAGUUCCUGCUGUCGGCGACAGCUUUGAUUCUCUCGGAGAAGCAUAUGACUACUACAAUCUGUAUUCCUGGGAAAUUGGUUUCGGACAGAGCCUUGAGAAUCAUGCAAGGUCCCAACCACCACAUUUGGUCCAUCUCCUAGAAAAAGAAGAAAUCACCGCACCUUUUAGAGUCUAAUCACAUUUUCUCCUGGACCAUCCAUCUACAAUAUUCAGCAAAUCAGUUGGUCCAUAUAUUUCA